GCGCCGGGCUCCACCUCCUCACAUCCUGCGUGGGUUCGAAGAUGUCAGAUCCCACCAGAGACAAAGCAGUCCGCUUGUUAAAGAAAAGAGGGAGCCUGUCGUCUCUAAGCAGCCAGGAGUUCAAAGUGAAGAGCAAAGAUUCCAUGAGCACCACGUCCUAUGCGGAUGAACCCGGAUCUGCCGGAGAUGGGUCCCACCCUACUGUUUUCUUGGAAAACACAUAUCAGUUGGGCCCUACCCGACGCUUUCCUGUCGUAGCAGUCAACCUCAUUCUGAAAGAUGUGCUGACCACCUACCUACAGAAAGAAAAGUACGACGCAGAACUCAGUCGGCAAAUGGCAAAAACCCUUUCAGAGGUGGUGAAAGCGAGGGUGAAAGACCUGCUCAUCCCCAGGUACAAGAUCAUCGUGCUAGUGCACAUCGGACAACUCAGCGGCCAGAGUCUGCUCAUCGGAAGCAGGUGCCUCUGGGACCCCACAAAUGACACGGUCUCGUCUUACGCAUUCCAAAACAGUUCUCUGUUUGCCCUCGCCAGUGUCUUUGGGGUAUACUAUGAGUGAGGGGCUGGAAAGCCCCGGGUCUCCGGAGAAAAACUCCGGCCAGCUCCGGGAGAGGAGAGGAGAAUGCUCGGGAACAAGCCAGCCUCUCCGUCAGCCGUUGGCAUUUGCAUCGGGAAUAGUCCUGGGGAAGGAGAGGGGCCUGGUGGAAAGAACCUGGG
Molecule: messenger RNA, 718 nt
Organism: Tachyglossus aculeatus (Australian echidna)
Lineage: Eukaryota; Metazoa; Chordata; Mammalia; Monotremata; Tachyglossidae
Gene: DYNLT5
Product: dynein light chain Tctex-type family member 5
Exons: 5
Coding region: 42-560 (172 amino acids)
Biological process (GO): microtubule-based movement
Cellular component (GO): cytoplasmic dynein complex; cytoplasm
Molecular function (GO): dynein intermediate chain binding
Source: RefSeq, a predicted model, not a curated record